AUAUCAACGUGACGGGGUGUGAGGGGAUCAAGUCCCGGCUUGUGUUGUAAUAUGAAAUACGUGUCCGCUGGUGAAGUUUAGAGAAGUCUUUGUGUGGAUAGUUCCUCAGACACUUGCGGUGUUUUUGUCGCCCAAGCCUCAGAGCAGUGAUACCUAGCGCAUUCGGCUUGUUUCCUUCCUACAGAUACCGACAUUGCGUAUUAUAAUUAUUUCAGAUGAACAGAAUUCGAAUCCAUGUGCUGCCCAGCAGAGGCCGCCUGACUCCUGUUCCAAGGACCUAUGAAGCAUUGUCUUGUGGCUACACUCAACGGCCAUGCUCUCAGCCUCGCCUUGAAGGUUAUGAGUUCUGCAUUAAACACAUUCUAGAAGACAGAAAUGCACCAUACAAACAGUGCAGCUAUGUGUCCAGUAAGAACAGCCGACGCUGUAGUAGUGCCGCUCCUAAGCCAGACAAAAAGGAUGGUGUUUCUUUCUGCGCUGAGCAUGCACGUAGAAAUGCCCUAGCUCUUCAGGCUCAAAUUAAGAAGUCCAACCCAGGGCCAACCAGUGAGUCUUUAUUAUACCAGUUAAGCUCAUAUGCCCGAGGUGAUCUCGGUACCCAGUCCCAAGAAAGCAGCAGAAGCGAAGCCAGUCGCAUCCUUGAUGAGGACAGCUGCAGUGAUAGUGACCAUGAGGCUGUGACAGUGGAUCAGACCUGGAUGGGAGAUCUUGAUAGUGAAGCAGACAGCCUAGACAGUGAUCAGGAGGACCCACUCAAACAUGCAGGAAUUUACACUGCUGAAGAGGUGACCCUUAUAAUGCGUGAGAAGCUCAUUCGGCUUCAAUCUCUGUACAUUGAUCAGUUCAAGAGACUGCAGCACUUGCUUAAGGAAAAGAAAAGAAACUACUUGCACAGUGUAAAGACGGAGCAUGAAACCAUUGGGAGUAGUCUUCUCACUGGUCCGGAGGGACUCUCCUCUAAAGAGCGGGACAACCUGAAGAAACUGAAAGCGUUACGUCGCUAUAGAAAACGAUAUGGAGUGGAGGCUCUAUUACAUCGGCAGCUUAAAGAGCGCCGCAUGUUGGCCACGGAGGGGGGAUCCCAACAGGCUCACACGACAAGAUCAAGUCAACGUUGCCUUGCCUUUGUUGAAGAUGUACGUUGCUCUAAUCCAAGCCUUCCUAUGAGCAGACACUGCUUGUCACAUAUUUGUCAAGACAGUAACCAAGUUCUCUUCAAAAUGUGUGCGGGAUCCGAAGAAGUUCCUUGUAACAAACCCCUUCCAGUGAGCCUGUCUGAGGAGCCCUGCUGUCCUCUUCACUACAGUUUACCGUCACCAAUGUACAAGUCUGAGCCAGUACUGCCUGUGCCAGAAGCAAUGGAUGUGGCUCCUAUGGAGCUGUACCUGAGCGCGGCUGAGCUGCAGCCUUCUGAGAGCUUGCCUCUUGAGUUCAGUGAUGACCUUGAUGUUGUAGGUGAUGGCAUGCAGUGUCCUCCGUCUCCUCUCCUCUUUGAUCCUACUGUUGACAUGGCUUUGAAUGAUGUUUCAAAAACACCAUUUGAAAUACUUGAUGAUGCUGAGCAGACCCCUGUAAAUGAAACUCUUCUGACAGCAGACUCCUUGGUGGGAUCUGUGGGACAGAAUCAAGUCCAGUCAGCAAGGACAUCGCCACAACUCGAACAGAUUAAUGAUGAUGUGUUGACACAAACACCAUCAACGGCCAAUGGAAAUGCAGAUGGUGCCCCUCAACUGACUUUUGCUAAAGAAAGUUAAUGUUCUUUUUGUCUACAUAACUUGACACUCACUCUCAUUUUUAAAGGGGUACUUCGGUGGAAAAAAAGUUUUUUUGUUUUUAUCAACUGGUGCCAGAAAGUUAUACAGGCUUGUAAAUUACUUCUAAUUAAAAAUCUUAAUCAUUCCAGUCCUUAUCAGCUGCUGUAUACUACAAAGGAAGUUGUAUAGUUAUUUUCUGUCUGACCCCAUGCUCUCUGCUGACACCUCUGUUCGCGUCAGGAACUGUCCAUAGCAGGAGCAAAUCCCCAUAGCAAACCUAUCCUGCUCUGGACAGUUCCUGACACGGCCAGAGGUGUCAGCAGAGAGCCCUGUGGUCAGACGGAAAAGAACUUCCUGUGGAGCAUACAGCAGCUAAGUGCAGAAAGGAUAAAGAUCUUUAAAUAGAAGUAAUUUACAAAUCUUUUUAACUUUCUGGCAUCAGGUGAUUUAAACAUUUUUUUUUUUUUUUUUUUUUUUUUUUUUUUAUAAUUUUCCAGAGUACCCCUUUUAAAACUAAAAUAUUUUCCCUAAAUAUUGCUCUUACCAAAAUGCUUUUUUAUGUACAGACUGUUGUGAAGGCAUUAACAUUAUAAAAUUGAAUACUUUUCUAAAUGUAAAAGUAUUUGCAAAUUAAAACAGUUUGAAAACUGUUUCUAUGUCUUAAAACAAAUUGUACCACUUCUGAAUUCUUCUGAAUAAGUAUACAGUGUAUUUUCAUUUGGACACAUAUUUACACACACUUCAGAGGGUUUUCAUAUAAAUCUGAGGCAUGGAGCCAAAUGGACUUCUGUGCUUUUUGAAGCCCUUUUGACCCCUGUUUACUUUGUAAUAACAAUGACACCUUUGCCACCUGAGGGCUUGUUUUUUGCACCACCAAUUGUACUUUGACAUUACUCAUUUUACCCCCAAUCUACUAUGAAUACAAAAUUAUUUUGGGGCAAAAUUGAAGGGAAAUAAAAGCACUGCCAUUUAGCAAUAUUUGG
This is a messenger RNA of Hyla sarda, 2737 nucleotides long. RefSeq names its product KAT8 regulatory NSL complex subunit 2 (gene KANSL2). Gene Ontology annotation, cellular component: NSL complex. The record is from RefSeq and is a predicted model, not a curated record. Bases 216 to 1754 code for a protein of 512 amino acids. The transcript has 10 exons. Lineage: Eukaryota; Metazoa; Chordata; Amphibia; Anura; Hylidae.